Molecule: messenger RNA, 1605 nt
Organism: Fulvia fulva
Lineage: Eukaryota; Fungi; Ascomycota; Dothideomycetes; Mycosphaerellales; Mycosphaerellaceae
Product: Cytochrome P450 monooxygenase alt2
Exons: 3
Coding region: 1-1605 (534 amino acids)
Molecular function (GO): iron ion binding; heme binding; oxidoreductase activity, acting on paired donors, with incorporation or reduction of molecular oxygen, reduced flavin or flavoprotein as one donor, and incorporation of one atom of oxygen
Source: RefSeq, a predicted model, not a curated record
AUGCAUUCAGCAAUCCUCCUCCCAUUGCUGGGCUUUGCGGCCCUGGCGUUGUACAAGGUAGUGACUAUCGUGGUAACUUCCAUCGAGAAUAGCUCGAAAGCACGACAACUCGGCUGCAAAGAUGCUCCAGCAUACCCCAACUGCGGCUUCUUUGGUCUACGACAUGUCAAGGAGCUUCAAGCAGCCGACGCCAAACAGCAGUUCCUGGAGUUCCUCCAGGAAAGGCAAAAGAACAUGAGCAGGCUGCAUGGAAGGGAGUGCACGACAUUCUCGUUCAAUGUCCUGGGCACCAAAGUCUACUUUACAUCUGACCCCAAGAACAUUCAAGCUAUCCUUGCUACACAAUUCGCCGACUACGAUCUUGGCUCAACCCGACACGCGAUCAUGAGCCAGACUCUCGGUGAUGGCAUCUUCGUCCAGGAUGGUGAGAAGUGGAGCCAUUCUCGAGCUAUGCUUCGACCCAACUUCGUCCGUGAGCAGAUUUCGGACCUUGAUAUGGAAGAACGACAUGUUCAAAGUCUUAUCAACGUCAUGCCUGUACAGAAUGACGGCUGGACCAACUUCACGGACAUCCAGACACUAUUCUUCCGUCUCACCAUCGAUGCUGCCACGGAAUUCCUCUUCGGCCAGAGUGUGGACAGCCAGCUCGCGGAAGCUUCGAACGCAGAACCCAACAAGUCUGAUUCCCAGAAACAGGACGAGCGUGCUUUCUCCAAGAACUUCGAUCAAGCACAAGCCACUAUGGCCAAGAAGUUCAGACUCGCCGAUAUGCAUUGGCUGCACAGUCCCAAAGAGUACAAGGUCAACAACAAAAUAGUCAACGACUUCGUCAGACACUACGUCGACAUCGCACUUGCCAAGGGAACGUCCGAGAAGAAAGCUGAAGAGGGUCAUGCUGGGAAGGAGAAGUAUGUCUUCCUCGAGGCCAUCGCACAGCAGACUCGCGACCCAGACGAGAUUCGUGCCCAGCUUUUGAACAUCCUCCUCGCCGGCCGUGACACUACUGCUUCUCUGCUGUCCUGGUGCUUCCACCAGCUGCUUCGUCACCCAGAAGUCUUUGACAAGCUCCGGACCACGGUCGUGGAAACAUUCGGCACAUAUGAUAAUCCUCAGGACAUCUCCUUCGCCACCUUGAAGGGAUGUCAAUACCUCCAGUACGUGCUGAACGAGACGCUUCGACUCUGGACUGUGGUGCCUGGAAACAGUCGAAGAAGCAACAAGCCCACCACACUUCCUCGUGGUGGUGGCCCAGACGGCAAUUCGCCCGUCUUCAUCCCGGCUGACACCGGUGUUGACUACUCAAUCCACAUCAUGCACCGCCGCAAGGACCUCUGGGGCGAAGAUGCCGACGAGUUCAAGCCUGAGCGAUUCGUUGGAAGGAGGGCGGGCUGGGAGUUCUUGCCGUUCAACGGAGGUCCAAGAAUCUGCAUCGGACAGCAGUUUGCUCUUACUGAGUCCAGCUAUGUUAUGGUCAGGUUGUUGCAGAAGUACGACAAGCUCGAGGCUGCGCCAGGUCAACUUGAUGGCCCGGUGAGAAGCAACCUCACACUGACGAGUUGUCCUGCAAACCCAGUCACGUUGAAGCUGCGGGAAGCGAAGAACUAA